AUGUCUACCACCAAAGCCAACGCCGCUGCUGCCACCACUACUACCACUACAUACCACUAUGAACGUGACGAACAUGUUGUUGAAGCCUAUGCCUAUUUUACAGGAGUACCAACUGAAGAUUACCAAUACUGGGUAGACGCUACACAAAUCGCUAUGGGACCAAGAGCCCCACUAGUAUUGAACAAGACCAAACCCAAGUUCAACCAUCAACUUUUAGAACACCAAGCUGCCAAGACCAAAUUAUUGGUCUCCCAUUUGACUGGUGACUCUCCCAAACAGUACCAUCAGAACCAUUUCAAAAAAGCCGACCCACCAAAAGCUCCUCAUAUCGAUACAAUCAUCAAUGGUGGUCGAUUCCAAUCGAUCAACAAGGCAAUGUUAAGAGCCACUGAUACUUUGCAUGAUGUCACAGAACAAAUGGGAGAAGAAGUAAAAGGAAUCCAAGUGACAAGAGACCAAAAAGGAAAGAUAACAGAAUUUGUAUUCUUUGGUGAAGGUACACGUCCUAAAAGCCUUAGAAUGAGAAAUACAAGCACUUGGAAAAAUAAAAAAUAA
Cavenderia fasciculata is the source of this 555-nucleotide messenger RNA. RefSeq lists its product as uncharacterized. Lineage: Eukaryota; Evosea; Eumycetozoa; Acytosteliales; Cavenderiaceae. Bases 1 to 555 code for a protein of 184 amino acids. The transcript has a single exon. The record is from RefSeq and is a predicted model, not a curated record.